AUGUCGCGAGAGUGCCGCCCUGUUUCGAACGAUAGCGGCAAGCCGAGGACUUUGGUACUGUGUUUUGACGGGACGUCGGACCAGUAUGAUGCUGAUAACUCGAACGUCGUAAAGUUCUUUGAACUCCUCAGCAAAGAUCCCAACCACCAGUUAUGCUAUUACGAUCCUGGUAUUGGGACGUGGUUCCAUCCUGGUGUUGUCUCGCCCUUGUUUGAUUGGUUUGCAAAGUUGAUGGAUCAGGCUGUUGCUUGGUAUCUUGACGCCCAUGUUAUGGACGGAUAUAAGUUCCUGAUGCAGAAUUACCGACAUGGAGAUAAGAUUUGUUUAUUUGGUUUCUCGAGGGGCGCUUAUACCGCGCGGGCCCUAGGCGGCUUCUUGCACAAGAUUGGCCUUCUAUCAAGAGACAACUUCUCCCAAGUCCCAUUUGCAUAUGACCUGUACAAACGAAGGGAUAAGGAAUCUGUCGAGUUGGCAUUUGGGUUCAAACGGACGUUCUGCCAGUCUGUUCGGGUGGAGUUUAUGGGCGUUUGGGACACGGUUGCGAGCGUGGGUGUGAUCAUGGGCAAGACUCUGCCUUUUACCAACUCCAACAGCUCCAUUACGACUUUCCGACAUGCACUAGCCCUCGACGAGCGCCGUGCCAAGUAUAGGCCUAACGUAUACCAUCGGCCUUCGCCUACGCUCAUGGCUGCGGCUCUGGACCCGCAAGGUGCUAGUGCGCCUCUCCGCAGCGAUACCACCAGCUCCUCGUCAUCCAGCUCUUCGGGCAGGAAGGGCAAGCGCAGUAGUGUGCUCCGACGCGUAUUUAGCGUCAAGUCUGAGAAGGAGAAGGAUGCGGAGGCGGCGGAGCAGCACAGGAUGAUGUCGAUUGACGAGGGAGGGCUGCCGGAUGACGUCCUGGAGGUGUGGUUCGUCGGUGGUCAUAGUGAUGUGGGAGGAGGAAACACCCUCAACACGUCCACACACUCGGUGGCCAAUAUUCCACUUCGCUGGAUGGUCCGCGAGGUUAUGAAAUCGAGCUGUGGAAUCAGGUUCAGCGAAGAGGCUUUAUCCAGGCUUUCACUCGAUAUGACGGAGGUGUACGAUGGGAUUGAUGCGCUGGAGCCUAUACAUGACCGUUUGACGGGGUCUUUCAAGAACAGGCUCUGGUGGCUUCUGGAGAUUAUACCCUUGACGUAUUCGUGGCAAGACAAAGAAGGAGUGUGGCACAGAACUUGGAGUGCUCCUUCCUCUAUUCCAUCUAGCUUCCAUCUUGAGUUUCGGAUGAAGGCUUCGAACCUAGGGUACAAGCCCAAGGCGAGGUGGGAGGAGGGAACAGAGGAGUAUGUCUCGUGA
Molecule: messenger RNA, 1335 nt
Organism: Coprinopsis cinerea okayama7#130
Lineage: Eukaryota; Fungi; Basidiomycota; Agaricomycetes; Agaricales; Psathyrellaceae
Exons: 10
Coding region: 1-1335 (444 amino acids)
Source: RefSeq, a predicted model, not a curated record